Messenger RNA from Closterium sp. NIES-65, 747 nucleotides. NCBI's taxonomy places the organism in Eukaryota, Viridiplantae, Streptophyta, Zygnematophyceae, Desmidiales, Closteriaceae. The record is from the annotation of a GenBank genome assembly.
AUGUGCAUUGGGAUGGGUACGGCAGCUUCAUGGUUACGCUAUUCCUCGUAUUGCUCCACCACGCUGAGCGGCCUGCAUCUCUCCUUCGCCACUCUCGCCGGGCUGCUCUGCCUCUGCCUCGCGCGCUUCCUCCCUCCCUCCUUCCCCUCCCCUUCCCUUUCCUCCCCCGCACCCCUCUCUCCCUCCGCCUCUCUGAUCCCCCCUUCCGCCGCGCCUCCCCCUGCCCCGGUCCCCACGCUGCCCGCGUGGGAGGUGGGGCGCUUCACGCUGCUGUCCAACGUGUGUGUCGUCACCACCAACUUCGCCCUCCUCGCCAACUCCGUGGGGUUCUACCAGAUCAGCCGUCUGGCGAUCAUCCCUUUAACCUGCGCGUUUGAGGCGCUGCUACACGGCAAGGCCUACUCGCCCCCCACGCUGGCAGCGGUGCUGGUGGUGCUGGUGGGAGUGGGUGUGUGCACGGUCACUGACGUCACCAUCAACACGUUCGGACUCGUCACCGCCGCUGCUGGCGCUGUCUCCACAUCCCUGCAACAGAUUUCAGUGGGCGAGUUACAGCAGCGCUAUGCCUUGGGCUCCUUCGACCUGCUCAUUCAGACCGCCCCUCUGCAAGCAGCCUCGCUGCUGCUGCUGGGACCCGCUGUGGACUACCUCCUUACAGGCUACAACGUCAUUCACUACACCCUGACUGCUGAUGCCACUGUAGGUGCUGCUACAACCUGUCUUAAAUCAAAAUGUAUUCCCCAGUAG